GUCUUCCCAACUUACGUUCAGGUGUAACUGCGUGACCAGCUCUCUAUAGUGAAAUGCAGUGCCGCUUCUUGAGCUGGCGAUUAUCCUAUCUUAGAUAGCCCCAGCCAACCUGACAUGCAGCUCAAGUAGUACCGCUCGAAUCAAAGCAUGAGUUUCGCGAUAAGAUAUCCGGCUCAGCCAAUGGGCUCCCGCAUUCCCCGUCGGGUUCCUCUUUAUCAAGCGACAAGAGAUUCGUGGGCAAACCACAUACUGUACGACUUUCCCGUCGGUGGACCAGACAUCAUGGUCUAUAUCUUGUCGCCAUUGACAGACCCAGGAUGAGUGUUAACAAUCAGUUUGUCUAUUGUUCCAGACCUGUCCUUGGUGUACCCAUAACCCCAGAAGCCUAGCCGAUACUCCACUUGAACUAAACACCAUGGCUCCAAUGCUUGAGGAUAACUCGACAUCUACAAACAUCACCUCCAAGUCCCAUGAUAAGCCUACACUUUACAGCAAUGUCGACGAGGAACAGCUCAAGGCCACCGCCGAAGAGCGUCUUGCCAACUAUGGCACCAAAUUCGAAAAGGAUAUCAUAACAGGCAGUAAAGGCCUGUAUGUGUUUACCGCAAAUGGCCACAAAGUACUAGACUGGACCUCCGGGCAGAUGUCAUGUCUGAUAGGACAUGGACAUCCGGAAAUCGUGUCUACCAUCCAUGACCACGCAGCACAGUUGGACCAUUUGUUUUCCGGCAUGCUGUCGCCGCCAGUCAUCAACCUUGCCCAACGCCUUACGUCCGUUCUACCCAAGGGGCUUGACAAGGCUUUCUUUUUGUCGACCGGUGGCGAGUCGAACGAGGCAGCCAUCAAGAUGGCCAAGGUGUACACCGGCAAGUUCGAGAUUGUCGGGCUUGGAGCAAGCUGGCACGGAGUAACUGCUCAGGCAUUGGGUACCCAAUACCACUUUGGACGCAAAGGUCAGGGACCGCUAAUGCCAGGAAUGCACAUGCUUCCACCGCCGAACUCAUAUCGGUCGAUUUUCCGCAAGCCAGACGGCUCGUACGACUGGGAGACCGAGCUUGAUUAUGGCUGGGAUCUGAUUGACAGAGCCUCGUGUGGAUCUUUGGCCGCCUGCAUCGUCGAAUGCAUCCAGUCCUCGGCAGGCAUGCAUGUCCUCCCUCCUGGUUACCUCAAGGCGUUGAAGAAGCACUGCGAGAAACGCGGUAUGUUGCUCAUCGUCGACGAAGCUCAGACUGGCAUUGGCCGCUGCGGUGACUUGUUCGCCAUCAACCACGAAGAUGUGGUCCCAGAUAUCCUGACACUGAGCAAGACGCUGGGCAAUGGUCUCCCGCUCAGCGCUGUGGUUAUGAGCUCCGAGAUUGAGCGUGUGUGCACCGAGCGCGACUUCUGCUUCUAUACCACGCAUGUCAACGAUCCUCUGCCGGCUGCUGUGGGAGACAAAGUUCUCGAGAUUGUGCUGAGAGACAAUCUGGUUGAAAACUCGCGCAAGAUGGGCCAGCACCUGCGAGCCGGAUUGGAAAAGCUGAAGAGCAGAUAUGGUUGUAUAGGAGAUGUGCGAGGCCGGGGUCUGAUGGCAGGUGUUGAAAUCGUGAGUGACAGAGAAACCAAAGCCCCUGCUGUCGAGCUUGGAAGGAAAUUAGCCAAUAAGAUGUACGAGCUGGGCUUGUGGGCAAACCUCAGCAGUCACUCCAGCUUCUCCGGUGUGUUCAGAAUUGCACCUCCUAUUGUCAUCACCAAGGAGCAGCUGGAUCAAGGCUUGGAGAUUAUGGAGCGGGCCUUUAGCGAGACAGAGGGCAGUAUGCCGCUGUAUUGAUCUCAGUCCUCGGAAAUGGAGAUCACAAGGUAGAACAAACAUGUAGACAUGAGUUAUCCAUCAGAUCUCUCCGUCC
Exophiala dermatitidis NIH/UT8656 is the source of this 1886-nucleotide messenger RNA. Its product is annotated as 2,2-dialkylglycine decarboxylase (pyruvate). Gene Ontology annotation, cellular component: mitochondrion. Bases 416 to 1810 code for a protein of 464 amino acids. The record is from RefSeq and is a predicted model, not a curated record. NCBI's taxonomy places the organism in Eukaryota, Fungi, Ascomycota, Eurotiomycetes, Chaetothyriales, Herpotrichiellaceae. The transcript has a single exon. Gene Ontology annotation, molecular function: pyridoxal phosphate binding; transaminase activity.